GCCGUCUUGGACGAAUCACCGACGCGGGCCCACCACUACGACACCGCCAGCUUCCGAUUUUCACAAAUUCAGUCGUAUACUAACUGUUGCGGGAAGUAGUUGUACCCGAUACUCUACUAUUACACAGAAAUCGUGUGGCAAACGUGUUUUCGGGGGAUGUGACACUUUAUUCCGUGUAUUUGUUUUUGUUUUUUUUUAUUAUGUUCCUAGUGGUUGGAUUCUGUUGUUAGUUUUUGCUCUUGAUUGUACUUUUGUGACAGUAAAUGAUCGAAAAUUGGUCUAGCAAGUUUUACCUUCUUAAUAUAUUUAUGAGAUAUCCAUUUGAUAAACACGUGAAACUAAACAGUACUUAAUCAGCACAUCCUCGUCAAGUGAUAGCACUCCCAGAACUUACCAGAGUAUGAGCUUAGGCGCAAAGGUCCCAUCUGGCAGUUCGUAGGUCCCGCGGCCCUUUUGCCGCCUCGCGUAAAUGACUAUGGCCGAGAGUACAGUCGACUCUUCCACUACCCACGACAAAGUUAACAAUAAUCAUCCACUGGUAAUCAAUCAUAAUCAUCGUAUUGCUGGCAAGCUCAAGAAAAGGAAGAGACUGAGCCAAGUUCUGGAUAAGCUUACUGGAGGAGGUUCAUCACCCUACGAGAGCGAACCUUCACCAGAGAAUCCUGCAGUGAUCAACAACAACAACAUUAUAGAGGCCUACAACCAUAACAACAAAGGUGAUAUCACAAUCGAUAUGGGAAUGCACGAAAAACAAUACCGGCCUGAGGUAUUUAGAUUUGAUAUUCCCGAUAGGGAACGGUAUAAGACGAUAAGCGAAGACGAAGAUGUUUUCAGUCCUGCGAGUUCAAGUAAUAAGUCUCCUCAUAGCUCAACCGAUUCUCCUCAGAUACCAUUUAGUCCGCUGAGAAUUAAAGACGAUACGAGUCCGAGUCCACCUUUGCUUCAACGGACAACCUGUCCAUGUUAUCAAUGUGUUACGGGAGUCGUUAUAGGCCACCAUCCAUCGCCUCUUCAUCCCUAUGAUAGAUUUUUUCCCGCAUCACCCAUUUCACCCUUGACACCAUCGUCACCAGCGCCUACAUAUAGCUUUGAGCGAUAUUUACAUUCAAAGUACCUGCCUGAUAUUUUUCGUAAAAGAAGCCAUUCGGAUUCUGACUUGCCUCUAUGGUUUGAAGCUGCUAAAGCUGAUAGGGCUAGAGCCCCUCCUUCUUGGCCACAUCCACUUACUUUAUCUACUGGAUGCGGUAAGGGUUCUGUAGAUUCAAAUACAUGGUCCCCGCAAGAAUCUCCGCUAGAUCUGUCAAUGAAAUCAUCCAGAAGUCGAGAACGGUUGGAAUCUUUGGCUCCGCCACCAUUACAACUACUCGCCCCUGGAUUCCUACCUCCACGUGGUCCUGUUUCGGUACCUGUUGUAAAAGGGGACGUAGCUUCUCCAACUACAAAAGAAUCUGUAGCAUCCAGAUACAAUUUAGAAGUUUCUCCGGUUGUAGAAGAAAUGCCGCCAGGUUCAGAUGUAGCAUAUGUCUGCCCAGUUUGUGGUCAGAUGUUCAGUUUGCAUGAUCGUCUGGCCAAACAUAUGGCUUCAAGGCACAAGAGCAGACAAAGUAACGGCGAAACGGCGGCCAAAGCUUACUUGUGUGAAGUGUGUAAAAGAUCAUUCGCUCGCAGUGAUAUGCUUACACGACAUAUGAGACUGCAUACUGGAGUGAAGCCUUACACGUGCCGUGUUUGUGGUCAAGUGUUUUCUAGGUCAGAUCAUUUAUCCACCCAUCAAAGGACUCACACUGGCGAGAAACCGUAUAAAUGUCCACAGUGCCCCUACGCUGCCUGCAGAAGAGAUAUGAUUACAAGGCACAUGAGGACACAUACUCGUUUCGAGCCAGAUCCUGUUGCUACUCAAAUCAAGGCUGAACAUAUUAAGGCUGAAAAUCAUUGAGAUCUGUACAAAACGCACUUGAAGAAAUAAACGUGAUGUUCAAAGAGCAAAGGCUGUUCGUACUUAACGAUAUCACACUGACGACAUACGCUUAUUUACAAAAUACAUAAAUCUAAGGAAUAUUAUUCAUUUUAGAAAUUCAUUGCAGAAAUUAUAAGAAAAAUUGCUGUUAAUGAGUCGUACUUUGACAAAAAAUGUAAAUAUCUCAUUUAGUCCCGUCAAUAAUUAAUUCACUUUUGCAGUUACUAUAUAAAAAAAAGGGAUAAUUCAAAGUACCGAUUUCAAAAGUGUUUUUUUUUCAGAAAAGUUUAGCCAUUAUUUAUGCAGCUUAUGUCUUCGAAUGUUCAAUUAUUUCUUCUAGUGUAAAUAUCCAGUAAAUUAUUUCUUGUGUUAUUUUGUUAGUUAAAAAUAAGACGUGGUGACUAAAAAUACUUGAGGGGCCAAAACUUGAUAAAAAAUGCGAUGAGUAAGUUUUUAAUUAGGGAUUUAAAUUAAACAAAUUUUCAUCUAGUCCUAGGUAUGUAUUGGUUUUCAAAAGAGUAUUUUUAGUUUCACUGAUAAGCAAGACUUUUGAUCAAAAUACAAAACGUGACCAGGCCUACAUGCCAUUAUUUUUACGACCCUUCAAUUUUCAAUGGAAUUUUGAAAUGGGUUUGUUAAAUAUUCUGGUAUAAAUGUUAAAAUGAUAAAGCACAAAUUAAUAUAGUAAGAUAUCUACUUAGGUGUUUUUUUAAUUAUUCAUAUUCAUAUUUUUCAAAGAACUUAUGUUUCAUAUUUUAUUAAUUCCACCUUUUUAAAGUUUUCUUGUUAACAAAUUCCUAAUUUAGAUACUUUGAUGUUAAGUCGAUAGCAAUGUUCUCAUUAAAUGAAUUUAUACUUUUUAUUUUUUUAUGAUUUUGUUUAGAGUGAACCUUCCUUCAAGUUUUUGCUGUUACAAUUAGUACGUAAUUCAUAUAAUAUAAUGGCAUUUGGAAUAAAUAUGCAUAUUUAACAAAAAUAAUAAUAGCUACUUAAAGUAAUAUAUGGGAAAAUGCAAAACAUGUUAAUACAUUCGUGGGAACAAAUAAAACUUCUAAUAGAUUUGACAGAUUUUGAAUUGUUUUGCAUUUUUAAUAGAUGUAGGUGUCAACUCUUAAAUUUAACAUGGUUCUCACGUGUUUUGUAUUUUGAUACGAUUCUUGCACCUUUUGCCAUUUUUGCCUUUUUUAAAAGAUCUCACACCAUUCCAUAUGUACACAAAAUUGCCAGGCCAGUGUUUACAAACGAAUAAACAAUUGAAUUACAAGGUAUUUCAAAAAGAGGUUUUUUAUAUAAAACUAAAUAAACGUUUAUGAAAGCAAAUAAAUGACUAAUCUAAAUAGUUCGUCUGUUCUUAAAACAUAUUUUGUACGUAAAACGUGUACCUGUAUUUGAGUUUAGGUAUUAUUUAUGUUACUUAAUGUAACUACUCUUAAAUAUGAAAUAUUUUCUAGAUUUUUCCCUCUUCCGACUUUUCAUCCAUAAUUUGUUUUCCUCUUUUCGUCAAUAAUUCUUCUAGUUAAAUAUUCGUAGCUAAGAAAAACUUUUUAAAUACUUUUCUUAUAGUAUAAACGGCUUAAAAUUUUGGACAAAAGCGUACCUGUAGUCUAUUGCAUGUUAUAUUUUGAUCGACAAUAAUUGAACAUAUAUAUAAAACUUUGUACUAAUAUAUCUAUGUAGCUAAUAACUAAUCGUAUUCAUUUUACUACUUUCACGUUUCGAUCCAGUUUUAAUCUAUUUGCCUCUAUAUACUAUGGAACUUUUUUAAAAACUAUAUAAAUAUUUUGAACAUUGAAAUAAAGGUCUCUCUCUCUCUCUCUCUCUCUCUCUCUCUCUCUCUCUCUCUCUCUCUCUCUCUCUCUCUCUUCCAUCCUGACCCCCCCCCAGAGGGAGUGGAGUGGUCGACAUAAUGUGUAUCUGGAGAGUCGUUGGCUAACUUUUAGCUCCCUGGAAAUUGAAUUAUUUGUCCUACGGCCGGUCCAAGGAAUUCGUAACGUUCGUCUCCAACAGAACAUUUCAGUGGCGUCUAUCUUUCUUCUUUUCGAUUGUCUCAGGAUCCAAGAUUCACAUGCCGUACUGGGAAUAUUAAAUAGUUGAUCAAUCUCAUCUUGAAUGUUCUUGAAAUUUGACAGUCCUUCCAUAUUUUUGUCAUUUUUGCUGUGACCACUUUUGCUAGGUUUCUUCUACAUUUAAUCUCUUCCUGUAAUGACCCUGUGUUUGUGAUAAAUGAUCCCAGAUAUAAGUAUGAGCUCACAACCUCAAACCGAUCAAUUGUGAUUACGUGUCGAAUAAUUGUUAUGUAGUCUAUCCACUAUCAUGAUCUUUGUCUUUGAUAAUAUGUUUAAUUGCAGCCAAAUAUUUGACUGUCAUUUUCGACCAGUCGUAUAAGAUCAAUCAGAUCUGCUUGCCUAUUUGCAAGAAAGGCUGUGUAAACGUAGACUGUUUGUUUUAUGACCAUUUGUCCUUCAAGUGCUCUUCUCAUAAUAUGCUCCCCAUAGAUUGAAUAGUUGUAGACAUAACAUACAUCCUUGUCUGACACCCCGUUCUGAAUGAAAUUCAUUUGAAUGUAUGGAAAGCACGUUAAGCCACUAGUAGACUGUUUUUUAAUAUUUAUAAAUCCCGAUUAUCCUCUGAGCAUUAAAAACGUUCAACAAUUCCCGAAAGGAGCUGUAUCCCUUUAAUAAACUUGAAUGAAACCUAAAACGGGCACCACACUCUCGGCGAAGUUACUUCGCCAAAGUUGACCGAAGUCCGAAGUGCCUCUCUACACACUCGUUCUACUUCGCGAGGAACACAUUCAAGCGGUGCGAUACCGACAAAGAUCCCUUUGACUCGGACGCACCAGACCGACAGAUUUUGGAAGUAGAACGAAGUUAGACAAAGGUACACAAGGUGGCCUUCUACACUCUCGUACUUGCUGAACCUCGAUCGACUUCGGCGAGAGUGUGAACGGCGUUUUAGACGCGGCUAUGAUAUCUCGUUCCGCUACUGUUUUUUUUUCUAUUUAGCCUAUCGUGAAUUGUGAAGAAUUUUCCUUUAAUAUGGUCUAUCAAAUUAUAAAUCCGAGGUAUUUAUCUUACUCAUGUGUUGCGUUUUUUACUGUUAUGUUGCAGGAAAAUAUAUUAUUGAUUAUUUAUUAUACAACUCCGCAUACGAAAAUAUAGACACUGCCGUUGUUUUAUUAUUUUUUUCUUGAUAUCUAGUAAUUAUUCCUUAUUAGUAAGUAGUUAAGUCGCAGAAAUACCUAAUAUUUCCUGCUACUAAAUUAUUUCAAAUAUGUUUAGGCAUGUAUUUCUGCAAAUGAUUAAGGUUACUGCUUUUAUUCCAAGGAGGAAGAUUAACAAUGAAGGGAGAUAGGGUUUUUGCAUUAUUCUAUUUGCCCUAAUUAAUGAUUGAUUCUAGUUCAAAACACAUUUUUGAAAUAACUUGUAUAAUCGAUAACGAUAAGUAGAGUGCCAAAUAAGUGGCCAGUGGCAAUACAUAUGCCCGAAAUAUCACUCGUUUUUUAUACACUUUUAUAAGAAGAGUCUUAUCAUUCGAAAUAAAACAAAAUUAUUUAUCGAAGAUUCAAAUUUCUAACCGAAUUUCUAAUAUUAAUUUUUAUUAAUAUAAGAAAUUCGAGAAAUCUCGAAUAUGUAAUUAACUGUUUUGGAAAUGCUUAUUUACGCCAUGCUCAGCGUGUACAGAGUGGACCAUUAUUGUUGGAAUAGAUAUAACCAAAUAAUAAAUUCAAUAAAAAUUAAUAACGAAUCAAAAUGUAUUGUAGCUGAAAAUCUUGAAAAGAAGUUGCGGUAAAUCGAAAUUGUUUUUUCCUAACUCCGCUAUAGCUUUUACAAUUAAACUCGAAAGAUUGUCCCUUUUAACUGAAGUAUUGGACGAGAUAGUAAGUAAUAGAAUUUUGUUUAUGAUACAAUAUACAAACAUUAUACAGAGUGUUCCAACGAAAGUUUGACCCCCCUCCCAGUAACUCAGAAACCAUGAGUUUCUUCAGAAUUAAAAAAAAAUGUAAAUUUGUAUCGAAAGGGGGACGAAUUUCUUGCAAAGGGAGACGAAUCAUCCACCCUAAUUUUUUUUAAUAGCAGGUAUAGUCGAGUGGCACAUCAUUUAAAAAGUAUUUUUUUUAUCUACAGGACCCUCCAUUUUUUUUAAUUUGCUGAAUAAUUUUAAAGAGAAUUUUGGAUUUAACUAAUUUAUAAUAAAUUUGUUAAGUCCAAAAUUAUCUUUAAACCUAUUACGUAUAUUACAAAAAAAUAGAGCGUCGUUUAGAGAAAAAAUUACCUUUUAAAUGAUGUGCCACUCGUCCACACUUGCUAUUUAAAAAAAGUGGUGGUCGAUGCGGGGCGGUAGGGGUUAUAUUUGAGGGCAUGAAUUUUGCAAGAAAAUUCGUUCCCCUCCCAUUAAAAAUUAACGUGUUUUUUUAAAUUUUUAAGAAGCUCUUGGUUUCCGGGUUUCUGGGGGGUCAAAUUUUCAUUGGAACAGGCUGUAUAUAAAUCUUACUUUUUUAGUGUUAACAGAAAAAUAUUAAAAAUUAUCUCUGAAAAAGAGGAAAAAUUUACAAAUUAGAUUAUAUUCAGGAUUGUUAAUAAAAUAGAGAAUAAAUCACAAGCUCUAAAUUUAAUAUCUUCCCUUUUUAAAUGCCCAAUAUUUUUGUGUAAGGAAUUUUUUAUGCCUUAUUACUAAAGGACCAUCCUGUAGAAAAUUUCUUAAUAUGUGACAAAAUAAAUUCUCGAGAAGCUAAUAAAUUAUUUUUUUUUUGUACUUAUGUUGAGAGCAUGAUUGAUUAAAAAUUAUGUUCAACUCACGAUAAUUUUUCAACUGUAAAGUCAAAUAGUAAUCAGCAUAAUUUAGUAAUAAUUUAAUACAACUUGUUAGAAUUAAAAUAUUCUGUAUUUUAUCAAGAGAUGUGACAGCGUUAUUUUUUGCGUCAAUAGAUAGGUAGUUUUGGUUAGCUGUAAUUUGUUUUUUGGAUAAUAAAUUUGCUAAGAAUCAGUAAAAUAAAGUUAUUAGUGUUUGUUUAGUUGGUAAACUAAACAAACUUACUACGGGGUAAAAUACCACCAUCGUGCCAUUCUAGAAUCAUUUGGUCGUUUCUUAUUUAUGCUUAUACAGUAUAUCUUGUUUUACUAUUUUUUUCUGUUUGAACAUUUUGGACAUCAUUUUGUGUGCACAUUUUAGUCAUAGUGUACAAGACUUUCAACAAACCAGAUUAGUAGGCGACUAAUAUAUUGCAAAAGCUGAAACUCUUUUUUAUUGUACCGAGUUAGUGAGAUAAUAUAACAUUAAUAUUGUUUUAGCGUUUUUCGAAAACUUUCAAUAUAUUUACCGUCAGAGAGUCUAUUAUAUUUGCACUAUUAUCUGCUCGAUAUCGACUUGUUUUUUUAACAAUGAUAUUACUUAACAGCUAACAAAAAAUAUCUCUUUAAGAGUGCACAAAGUUUUCCCCGUAUGUUACAGAAGAACUCUGGGACGCGAAAAUUUGGAAGACGUGAUCAUCCGAGAUUUGCUAGAUGGUUUGCUCCCUUCAAUACCCUGGUAGCCUGGUAUGCCUAUGACAUAAAUUAUAUUCUUCUUGUCUAAACUUCUCUAUUCACAGUCCAAGUCGGAUUUACGCCAAAGUGUACUAGACUUUAGGCAUAUAUUUUUAUAUUUUUUUUACUGAAUUUUUUUCAAUUCAUAUUCAUGAAUAUUUUUAUUGCCCUAUCCAAUAAAAGUCUUGUUUUAGGGUUUUUUAUUAAAAAAAAAUGAUUUCACCAAUUUAAUUAUUUCCACUAUUAGUACGAUGUUUUUAAAAUUAUUUUUUAAUGAUUCCAAUUUCCAAUCGCGUAGUAAGAUUUUUCAUCACGUGUUUAAUUAUGUCCAAUCAGAUUAUUCUUAUACUGGGAAUAAAUUUUAAGUACUUUAUUUCUGUUUAAUUACAACGAAUUUCCUAGUUUUGACAACUGUCACAUUUAAGAAAAUGAACCAUAAUAAACUUUUAGUUCUGCAUCUAAUGCCAAUCUGUCACGAAGACAAUACAAAAAUGGCAAUUUUAUGCGCUCGAGUGGAUUUCGGUAAGAUUAUUUUAUGAAUAAAACUGUAUUUAUAAAUAAUUUUAGCUAAUAUUUUAUUGAUAUCUUCGUCUAAAUAUUUGCUAAACAGUGCUGUUUACUUUGACAAGUUGAAAAACAAUAAUUGUGAUAAAUGACACUGAAUGUGUAUUUACAAAAUCUUUAAUUUUGUCUGUAAAUAUUAAAAAAUAAUCUCUCGAAUAUUACACGAUAGCAAGAAUAAAUAAGAAAAUAAUGCUCCAAUUGGUUUCUCAAACUUGAUACCAUUUGGCAAUAGUCACUCGAGCUCUAACAAGUUUUCAAAAAAAUGUCGCAUUAUUUUCAGUUUAUUCACAUUCUCUUGUGGUAUUAAUGUUGAAAACUUCUGUUCAGCAAUUUAAAAGUAAGAAUAUUUCCCACUUUUAAAAUACAUUGAAUUCGGCGCUGUGUUGUUACUAGGAAAGCUAAUAAGUAUUGAUAGUUGUUGAUAUAAAAAAAAUAUAUCGACAGAUUUGCAAGGGGACAAAACAUGCAGAAAAUCAUGACAAAAUUAUCUUCCAUAAACAAGUUAAGUAGCUAUUCUUUUAUGGUGCAUUUGUUCGAAAAGCCAUGACAUUUUUAUGCUAGACUAAACUUCAUUUAUUGUCAGAGCUAGAUUACUUUAUAAAUGUGUUUAUGGUAGGGGAGCCCCAGUGGGGAUUUUUGCAGUUACUCGAGCACGUCAGAUUAUUACAUGGGGAGAAACCUUGUACCCUGAAAAUGUACCUCUAUCACAUAUGGGCUCUUAAUGCAGGGGAGUUCGUUAAGGGGGGCUGAAAUAAAAAUCGAUCCUUAGAAAAACUCGAAAUCGUCAGACUAAUACAAGGUAAGUUAAGUAUAUGCAAAACAGUGUAUAUUUAAAAAAUCUGACGAUUUGAGCGGGGCGUAAGGAAAAAUGUGUACUUCAUUUAUUGAAUAACCAAAUAUAAGACUAUUCAAAUAAAACCUAGUAUUAUUUAUUGUAUGACAUGGCUAAGAAUUAUUGUGUUCAGUUCAGCCUAGAUUGAAUAAAGGCGAGAUCAUCAGUCUCCAUUCGUUGUCGCUUUUCAGUCUAAGUCGCCUUGAUGUUCUUGAAUAUGUUGCAAUAAUUACGAAAUUCAUACCUAAUAAUACAUUUUUUGCAUGGUCUUAAAAGGGAAUUUAAAUAAUCUUCAAUUACUUUAUGUAACACUAAAAAUUUCGAAUGAUAAGAACGAAUAACUGAGUGUGAUGAUAAGGAGCUUAAAUUUGAGUCACUAUUAGUGACAACUUGUUAUAGAGGUAUGUUCAAAUGACAUGAAGAUAACAGACUAUAAAGACAAGAAACAAUUGGAUGAUUGUGAUGAGUCUGUCAAAAACUUGAUAGGUUCAGAUGUCCACCAUAUAUAUUUACAAAAAGAAAUCAGCAUUUUUUUGAUCUACAAAAUUAUUUUAAAAAUGUUUGUAUACCCAAAAAACAAUAAAUUGAUUGCUUAUCUUAAGAUCUUUAAAUAUUUACGAGUUUUUUGUUGAUCUUCUACAUUGAUCCUGUUUUAUUAAAUCAUACCGAUGAUUCCACACAUUGGGAUUGUAGUGUUUUUUAUUUCAACUGCUUUGUUUGAUAAUGCGUGGUUAUAAAAAAUUGUCUUCAUAGUUAAUAUAGAGUAGAUGUUAUUAUUUUAUUAGAUGUAAAAGUUCAGCAAGCAAAUUUAUUUUUGAUAUAUUUUUUGAAAAUUAAUACUUUUAUGACUGUGUCAUUUGUGUGUCAUAAUGAUUUGUUACAAAACUUUUUGAUACAUCCGUUAAAUCUAAUAGAGAAAAAGAUUGCUAAAGUUGUUAGAGAUUUAACUGAAACUAAAAAUUUUGAUCGUCAAACAGCAUGGAUAUCUUCCUUAAAUUUGUUUAUAGAAAGUUUGAUUCCAUGUUCCGGAACUGUUUGUUGCUGCCGUUUCCUCUGCAACAGAGUCGUGAUGAAGACGGUUCGAGAGUUAACGUAAAUGACAUUGCAGUGGUUUGUAUAAGACAUGAGUUAGUGUCAGCACAACGGACUUCACUGGAUCUUCAGAUUUUACAAAAUACUGCUGGAACCUCAAAGUAAAGUUCAAUGAGCUUGGUUAGUGCUAAUUUUAUCAUUAGUUAACUAAACAAGCCAUACAAUUAGAGAAAACAAGUCAAUAUGUUGAUUCAGUUAUGUGGAUAAUACUUUUGGUAAUUUGAAGCCGCGAGGAGCGUGGAUUUACAUUUUUUUUAUUUAAUAAAUUUAUGAAACCCUAAGAUCAUGUACCCCCUGUAAAUCGAGAACAACAAACCGAUUGAGUUUUUAAAUGUUUUAAUUGCCAAAACAGACUUAAAAUCAGAUUUUCAAUGAAUACAGAAUAUACCGAAAAUCAACUCAUACGUACCGUUUUUGAAACAACAAUUAAAUCACCAUCCUAAACAAAAGAGUUCUGCCAAAAAACUUAAACGUACCUUGUUAACCCAAUAUGUCAAACUAAAUAUUGAGAUAGAAAAUCAAACUAUCUCAAAAAACGAUGGGGAACAACGGUUCUGCUUCAAGAGACUUUAAAAGCUAUAAACAUCAGAAUAGAAUCAACAGAAAUAUCAACCAACUAUAACCAAAUGGUAAAGUUUUAUUAUCGUAUAUUGAAAAGAUUUCAGAUUAAAUGGGUAGAACCUCAGCAAAACAUGAUGUCAAGUUUCUCUGUAAAACAACGAAGACGAUUCAAAAAAAUCUAAGAUCGGCCAAAAAUCUAUGAAAAACUUUGGCCACUCCAAGAAUUCACGGCAUUCCCUGCGUAUGUGCUUCCGUGCAUUUAUUACUGCUUAGGACCAACCAACAUACCCCUGGAGGUAUAUCUAUCUAUAUAAUCAGCCCUAAACCUCCAUGUUUGGAUAUAGGCCGUCUCUUUCUUCUUCCAUGCCUCUCUAUUUUGUGCCAUUUGCAUCCAUUCUGACCCGGCUUAUUUCUUCCGGUCAUCUGACCUUUAUGUUUUUUUUUUGUGGUUCAAUGUUCUUCUUGUCGAUUGGUCAUGGUUUUUGUUUUACUUUAAUUCAUUUUCAAUUCUACCUUUGUAGAAGGAUCGAUUCUCUAUCUAGUUAUUUUAUCAUUCUUUGUAAUUCUUCACUUUUUUCUGUUAUUAAGACAAUAUUAUCAUCAGCAUAUCGUAAGUGAUUCAGAUAUUGCCUGUUUAUGUUCAUACCCAAGGCAUCCCAGAUCCCAGUGUAGUUAUUUGUACCCAUCUUCUAGCGCUUGGUUGAAUAGCUUGGGCGAGAUGGUAUCCUUGUCUUACUCCUCGGUUUAUUGUUAUAGGCUCCGUUUGUUUUAUUAGCUCAACAGUUGUUGUUGCCUUGUUAAAUAUAUUUAUAAUUAUGCCGGUAUAUCUGUAGUCCAUUCUGCUGUUUUUAGGAAAUUAUUUACUGCCCUCUGUUCCACACUAUCAAAUGGCUUUUCAUCAAAGUCAAUAAAUGCCAUUUAUUGACCCCUGCAAGUACGACCGACGGCUGUAAUAUACUGUGGAUAUUCGUGGUACACGUGGAUCGUCAGUAGUGGAGGCGAACAAUACAAGAUCACCUCUACGUCCACUCUCUGAUCGCAUUUUAUAAUGUCACAGUUAAAGACUACACGGCAAGAACAAACAAUUCUGAAAUACAGUGUAUCUUUAAAAGUUAUUCUCCCAAAUUUGUAAAAUUUGUGCUGUACCACAAGUAAACAGUAUGAUUUAAAAGUAGCAACAAUUAACAAUAUCUGUGUGUUUCUUUCUUAGUUAUAUGUUUUUGAUCAAAUGACAUGAACAGUGUAAAAGACCACCUAAAAUCUGGGUACGAAAAUGUGGUGGAUAUGUAUAUUUGCUAUACUUAUAUUAUGAACGAUAUACGAAUACUGUGAUAUUUGUACAUUUCGUUGUUUCUUUAUUACUGUGAGAGUAGUUUAUAAAUUUUAUGUUCUAUUUUUGAUAACGAAGAAUAUUGAUAUUUAUAUUAUCGAAUGAAUAAAAUUGUCUUUAUCUGUUCUUCAUGUGUUUUGUUUGUAUGGGGCAUUAGAUUAUUAAAUUAGUUAGUUUUAUGUGACACAUAUUUGGUGUACUUUACAAGCACAAACAUACAUAUUUGUAAGUGUUCAAUCCGUGAAAUUGUAUUUUUGUGAUGGUUACAAUAUAUGAUCAGAUUUCUUUCCUGUUGAACUAGCGACUAGUGAACUAGAAAAGACUAAAGCGAAUGGUAAUAUUUGUCAAUUUGGUUUAAAAUAAUUGGCAUUUGAAAUUACUUGUGUUACAAAUAAUUUUAUUUGCAACAACAUUUUUGUUAUAAUUAAAUAAUAUUAAUGACUGCAAUCAUUUAAUGUUUGUCUGCCUGUUUAGCAAUUUAAUUGCGUAACUCAAAAGAAAAAAAUCCCAUUAUGUAUACCCUGAAUUGGAAGUUCGUAAUCCCAUAUAAAUCUUUUGUUAUUUUUAAACAUCAAGUAUCAAUUUAUAUUACUGGACUUAAGAUUUUAAAAAUUUCUUUCACUUUUAUCCGUCUUAGAAAAUCAUCAGGAAGGAAUUCCUAACAUCGUCUUAAACCUUUAAACAAGCUUGUAUUUAGAAGUUUACUUAAAUCAAGGUCGAUGAGAAGUGUUUUUAUUUUAUACUUCUUCAUACAGAUUCGAUGUCUUAGCAUUUCUUAUCUUCUCUUAGCACUACAUAUUCUAAUUUAAAUACCUAAGUAUUCUAGAUACUUAAAAUUUUCUUUCUUAGUGCUAUAUUAAUUUAGGUAUUUUAUAAAAAUAUUUAUCUGUCCACACUUGCUGGUAUCAACUUCUUUGUAAAUAUGUAUUUCUAUAUGCUUCUACUUUAUGGCAACCCCAUAAUAUAGUGUCAGACCUAUUUUCUUGUCUCACUUUAUACAAUUUUUCUCCUCUUUUAUUUUUCUGGAUCUUUGUUUGACCUUAUCUCUUUAUACUUAAUCUUCUUCCUUGGGAUGUUUUUAAGUAUUUCUAUUGCAGUUUCUCUAAUAAUACUACCUGCCUCUUUAAAUCGUUUUAAAUCAUUUUUAAAGGACUUUUUUUAUUUUCCAGCUCAGAUAUUAUAUUAUUUAGAAUAAAUCUUCCUUCUCUUUUAACAUCUAACGUUUGAUUUUAUGUAGUCCUAUUUAAUAUUUUGGUUUCCUCUUAUUUCUUUCUUCAAUAUUCAGUAAUUAUGUUUUUGGUAACAGAGUCAUCCUGAUUAUUAACUUGCAUUUCAUAAAUUCCCGUAUAUUUUUGGUCCUUGUUAUGAAAUAAUAUAAUGAUUUUGUCCAUUUAUGAAUGUGAUAAGUUGACUUUCCCUCUUUCAAAAACAAUGUGUUAACAUUCGCCGUAUUUAAUUUGACUGAUCCAAAAUACCAUCUUCAGGAAAACAAAAACAAAAACAAAAAUAGAACCGAAAUGUAUAUGCCCAUAAUGUUAUACAUAAUUUCACGGAUCAAUUUUGGUGUUAUCUGUGUGCCACAAAAAACGUCCUGUUUUUAAAAUAUGAUAUUUAAAAAUUGUGCCACAAAAUCUUGUAUGUUAAUGUUAAAUGUACUUUUUUGUUUAUUGUUUAAGAUAUGUAGUAGCAUUAAAAUAUGUUAAAUGGUACAAAAUAAACUGUUAACAUCUUCUUCUUUAAUAUAUAAGUAAUUUGGUUUCAACAAGAUUGUAGGUUUUAUUUUUUAAUAAAUAUAUCGCACCUCCUCUCAAACAGUGUCAUAAGUCAAAAAAAGCAAAGUAUCGAGAAAACGACGUUUAAAAUUUAUGCUAGAACUUUUCCGCGUUUAAUUAAAAAACUAUUAAAAUUAGAACAAGACCUAGGUCAGUUUUAGUAACUGACUUUUAGUCAGUUACUAAUAGUCUAUGUGGUGAGACCGCUCCCGUCUGAAAAACAUUUCUAAUUCGGUUUCUCUGCGGAUUGAUAUUCAAAAAUAUCCCCUAUAAACAAAUCUGAAGGGUGACUGACGGAAUUUUUGGGCAGAAAUUGUUUAAACAAAUUUUUGAAACAAAUACAUAAGAUCACCUUUUAUUGCUCCAAAAGAUAUAUUUUUAGGUUUUUUGGGUCAUUCUAAACAAGAAAUGUAUCUUGUGAUUUUUCUCAAAAAUUGACAGUUUUCGAGUUAUAGGCGAUUUAAAAUCUAAAAAAUGCGAGAAUACGCAUUUUCGAGGCUUAAAAACUCAUAUUUAAAUUAGUAUUUUUAAGGGUACCAACAACUUGGAUUAAAGUUUAAACAUUCCUUUUUAAGAUUGCGAAGAAUGAUCGGGUCUAACUUCAAUUUAGACCGUAGUUUUUUAAUUGUUAAUUAUGCGUGUCCAUCCGGUUUUUUGCCGGUGCGGCGCUCACUAUUUUCAAAAAUCUCCUAUUUUCCUCUGAAAAAUAUUUUUUCUAGAUUCUUUGGGAAAUUCUAAAUAAAGUAAGUUUCUUGACAUUUUCCUCAAAAGUUACUAGUUUUAAAGUUAUAAGCGAUUUAACAUGCUAAAAUGUGUUUUUUUGUCAUUUUUCGGAUUUUAAAUCGCUUAUAACUUUAAAACUAUUAACUUUUGAAAAAAAUGUCAAGAAACUUAUUUUAUUUAGAAUGUCCCAAAUUAUCUAGAAAAAAUAUUUUUUGGAGGAAAGUAGGAGAUUUUUGAAAAUAGUACGCGCCGCACCGGCAAAAAAGCGGAUGGACACGUAUAAUUAACAAUUAAAAAACUACGGUCUAAAUUAAAGUUAGACCAGAUGACUCUUCGGAAUCUUGAAAAGGAAUGUUUAAACUUUAAUCCAAGUUAUUGGCACCCUUAAAAAUACUAAUUUAAAUAUGAGUUUUUAAGCCUCAAAAAUGCGUAUUUUCGCAUUUUUUAUAUUUUAAUCGCCUGUAACUCGAAAAAUCACAAGAUAUUUUUCUUGUUUAGAAUGACCCAAAAACCUAAAAAUAUAUUUUUUGGAGCAAUAAAAGGUGAUCUUUUGUAUUUGUUAAAAAAAUUGUUUAAACAAUUUCUGCCCAAAAAUUCCAUCCGGCACCCUUCAGAUUUGUUUAAAGGGGACCUUUUUGAAUAUGAAUCCGCAGAGAAACCGAAUUAGAAAUGUUUUUCAGAUGGGAGCGGUCUCACGACAUGGACAAUAAGGGUUUUGAAGCUCUACAAAAUAAUGUAUUAAUUCUGCUAAAAACAUUUAAAAAUAGUUAUUUUCUUAACUAGUGCGGAAAGUGAUACUUUCACGCACGAGACUGCCGUUGACCCGAACGACGCGAUAGCGGAGUUCGGGCAAGCAGUCGAGUGCCGGGAAGACACUUUCCGCAUGAGUUAGGAACAAUAUUUUUUCUAGGGCCGUACGUUUGGAAAAAAGCCACAAACAUAGAGUUAUAUCAAUUUUUAUUUAGAAGUGAAAAUACACAAAUUAAUUCUUUGACAAGGUUGUCAAAACCAAACUUUCAAUAUAAUGGGUUACCACGACGACGAUAUUGGUUGCCAUGACGACGAUUCAAAACCAUUGUAAUUGUCUACUAAUCUGACUUUUAAAUAUUGUGUCAAAAUAAUUUUAUUUCAUCGAAUUAUCAGUAGUAAUUGCACAAGAGCUCUGAAAUUAUUGAAUUUUUCCCGAGUGACACUUUGACAGUUUUAAUUUCACGAGCCGAAGGCGAGUGAAAUUAUGUCAAAGUGUCACGAGAGCAAAAAUUCUAUAUUAAUUUCAGAGGUCGAGUGCAAUUUGCUGCGAUUAUUUCAUGAAUAAAACUGUUCAAAACCAAAAUUUUAUUGUAAUUUAUUUAUGUAAGUACCAUUAAACACACAGUUUUUAUAAAUAUUUGACGAUUGAAAGUCCUCACUUUUAUAAUUUUUAAAACAUUAAUUGUCAUUAAUGUCACUGAAUGUAUUUUUUCGUAGCAACGAAGGGCAUCUGACGUAAUGUACUUAACGACGGGAGAUUAUCAAAAAUGAUCGAUUUAAUUCAGAUUUCUGUAGCUUUCUAUUGGUCAGAAUCUCUUAUGAAUGAAAUAAUCAGUAGUAAUUGCACAAGAGCUCUAAAAUUCUAUAUUAAUUUUAAAGAUCGAGUGCAGUUUGUUGCGAUUAUUUCAUGAAUAAAACUGUUCAAAACCAAAAUUUUAUUGUAAUUUAUUUAUGUAAGUACAAAUUAGUACAAUUAAACACACAGUUGUUAUAAAUAUUUUACGGUUGAAAGUAAUCACUUUUAUAAUUUUUAAAACAUUACUUGUCAUUAAUGCCACUGAAUGUAUUUUUUCAUAGCAACGAAUGGCAUCUGACGUAAUAUACUUGACGACGGGAAAUUAUCAAAAAUUAUCAGUCUAAUUUAGAUUUCUUUAGCUUUCUAUUGGUCAGAAUCUCCUAUGAAUGAAAUAAUCGCGCUAAUUUCAUUAAAACCUGCACACAAUAAGAAAAAUUUGAAAUAAAUUAGUAAAUAAUAUCUAAAUAUUAGUUUAUUGCAUGUAUUAUAAUAUAUUAUAAUGCCAUAUUACAAUGUAUUUUACUUUCCCGCAUGUCGUGCGGGAAAAUUUACUUUUCCGCACGCCGGGCGGGAAAGUGCAACUUUCGGAAACGAAAUGCAUGCGUGGAAGUGGCUGUUUUAGUACGGCCGUAGAAAAAAUAUUUUUUUUGAGUUGUAACACUAUACAGAUAAAAUAACGAAAACUGUACGAAAUAUUAUUAAUCAAUAGUGGCUCUUGCGGUACAGAAUAUAAUAUUAUUAUUAUCUGGUUAACAGACCUAUGUAAUUUUAAUACAAGUAACCAGAUGAAACAAAAAAUACUGUAAAAAAGAUCAAUAAGUAAAACAUGUGUCACUUUUCUUUUUCUUGAGCAAAUACGCAGAUUGUUUUGAAUAAAGUAAUCACAUAUACUGUCUUAACUCGACAAACGACGCUUUCUACACAUCUUAGAUGGGCAAAUCCCUUGCACAAGUCGAUAUGUGACACUGUUUAUGUUCGGUGCAUUGUUGAUUUUGGUUAUUCAUAUAUUGAUUCUAGUGUGAUCUAACGACAAAUACUUCAUCUAUAAACGUAACACUUUUUGAGAUAAGAUUUUGUAGUUAUAUUAAAUUGUUGGUACAAUAAAACCGUUUUUAUUUUUGUUUGAGUUGACACUAUUUGAGCGGAGGUGCGAUAUUAAUUGCUGAUCCUUGCUGAAGGAUACUCAUUUUUUAUCCAUUUUAUUUUCUUAGAAAAUAUAUUUUUAUGUUUACCGACUGCUGUUCGGUAAACUGUAUAGUCACUAAAGGUAUUUCUUCGUUGUUAUCAUAAAGGUGACGGGUGGGUGACAGUGAAUGGCUAUUUGGUUUUUCGAUGUCAUUUUAAUCUCUGGAUUUUUUUGUAUCUCUGGUAAUAUACACAUUUAUAUCUCUUUUACUUUUGCGUUUUUUUCUGUAAUAUAUGCUAUUCGACAUUUUAAUUACAUGGUAAACAUGGAAUAUGGGUGCUUGCCUUCAGUAGGUACUUAAAAUGUACGUAUAGGGCUUUUCAUCGAUUGUCAUUUGUUUCGAGCUUCUGUCAUAUGUUGUAUAAUCUGUGUAUAAUAUUAAUAUACACGGAUUGUACGAGAUAUGACAGAAGCUCGAAACAAAUGACUGUGAAUGAAAAGCCCUAUUUUGAAUCUGGGUUUAUUGAUUUUAAUGCUACUGCAGUUAUUUAGGUGUUAUUUAAACUAUUGUUAACAAUUUAUUACUGAAAAGGUUUUAAACCUGUCUUUUAUAUUUAUGUAUAUUUAUUUCAUUUUGUUCAGUUCGUAAAGCAUGUACAAAGAUAUAGCUACUUAAUUAUUUAAUUUUGUUAUAAUCUCUAUUUAAUUUUUCUAAGUUAAGAUUCUGCGAAUCUGUUUUUAUGAUUUUCUGUUAUACUUAAAAAAAUAAAUAAUUUCAGUUAAA
Molecule: messenger RNA, 17812 nt
Organism: Diabrotica virgifera virgifera (western corn rootworm)
Lineage: Eukaryota; Metazoa; Arthropoda; Insecta; Coleoptera; Chrysomelidae
Gene: klu
Product: early growth response protein 1
Exons: 5
Coding region: 470-1936 (488 amino acids)
Biological process (GO): regulation of transcription by RNA polymerase II
Molecular function (GO): RNA polymerase II cis-regulatory region sequence-specific DNA binding; DNA-binding transcription factor activity
Source: RefSeq, a predicted model, not a curated record